Molecule: messenger RNA, 496 nt
Organism: Caenorhabditis angaria
Lineage: Eukaryota; Metazoa; Nematoda; Chromadorea; Rhabditida; Rhabditidae
Source: the annotation of a GenBank genome assembly
AUGGGUCAUUUGUUCGCUGAUGUUCCCGACGAACACGUUGAAUACUGCUAUGAUAUUGCUAUGAUGAAAAAAGCUGGAUUCAAUUACAAACGAAUCGGUGGAGAUUUGCAUAGAAGAGUGUUGCUGAACAAGAAAUUUGUGGCGAAAAUUGAAAAAGUAUCGGAUCAAUAUUUGACCGAUCAUUAUGCUCAAAAAGCUGAAGAAGAGAGAAAGGUGAGUUUUUAUAAUGGAAUUGCGAACAACAUUGAUAAUUUUUCAUAAUCAAAUAAAUAUUAUCAAUCAAAUAAUUUUCCAGAAUCGUGAAACCACGGAAGCUGCUCGGAGAUUGGAAAUGGAGCGAAAAGCUUCGGAAGAAAGAGCUGAAGCUGUUCGAAUAUUGGAGUUGGAGAAAAGAGCCUUGGAGGAAAAAGCUAUUGAAAAAUAUAGAAAAAGUCGACGUAAUAAACGAAAAUCGAUGCCGAAGAAACAUCAACUUCCCGCCAAAAAACAAAAAUAG